CUUCAGUGUGUGAAAAGAGCUUAUUGGUUUUAAAUCGAUUUUGCCGACUGUGCGGCUGCCGAAGCAGCAAAAGGAAAACAGAAGUUGCAUACUUCGCCAACAACAACGGCAACAACAACAACAAAAACAACUACAACAACAACAACAAUAAUAACAACAACAACUACAGCAGCAGCAGCUGCAGCAUAAAAGUAUCUGAAGAGUCGGACAUAGAGAAAAGUUGCAUUUUUGGCUGCUUUAGCAAGAAGCAGCAGGAACAGCAACAACAGCAGGAGGCAGAGCAACAGCAGCCCAAGGAGAACGCCAAUUCCGGCAGCUACAACGUGCAACAGCGCAACAGAGAGUGCAACAGCAGCCAACAGGCCGGCAGCUACUACAGGCAACACGACACUGAGUUUGGCCAGCAGCAGCAAGAGCAGCAACAGGAGCAAAGCGAGCAGCAGCAGCAACAGGAAGAGGAGCAGGAGGAUCAGCCACAGGAGCUCAAUAUAGCUGGCAUUGGUGUCAUAGCCAGGCAACCGCGACGACAAACGCAACGCUCCCAGAGCCAGCCCGCAAUCUUGCAGCAACCGUUGCGCAGCAAACGUCCAGGGACACCACCACCGCACGCGGUCAGAAGCAUGACUUCCAUACCUGCCACGCUGUCCAGCAAUAAUGUGGCUGGCACUGCGGCGACCGCUGGCGCUGCCCUAGUGGCGCCCGAGAAGCAGCCAUGGCCCAAUUCCAAGGAUGAUUACGAGCUGAGGGAUGUAAUUGGUGUGGGCGCCACGGCUGUGGUGCAUGGCGCCUAUUGCAUACCCAAGAAUGAGAAAUGCGCGAUUAAGCGCAUCAAUCUGGAGAAAUGGAACACUUCUAUGGAUGAGCUGCUCAAGGAGAUACAGGCCAUGUCGUCGUGCAAUCACGAGAAUGUCGUCACCUAUCACACAUCGUUUGUGGUGCGCGAGGAGCUGUGGCUGGUGCUGCGCCUCCUCGAGGGUGGAUCCCUGCUGGACAUUAUCAAGCAUAAGAUGCGCACGGCCAAUUGUAAGCAAGGUGUCUUCGAUGAGGCAACCAUUGCCACCGUCCUCAAGGAGGUGCUCAAGGGUCUCGAGUAUUUCCAUUCGAAUGGCCAGAUCCAUCGUGACAUCAAGGCGGGCAAUAUACUCAUCGGCGAUGAUGGUACCAUACAGAUCGCUGAUUUUGGUGUUAGCGCCUGGCUGGCGACCGGUCGAGAUUUGUCGCGUCAGAAGGUGCGUCACACAUUCGUGGGCACACCAUGCUGGAUGGCGCCGGAGGUGAUGGAACAGGACCAUGGCUACGACUUCAAGGCGGAUAUCUGGUCGUUUGGCAUAACGGCCAUUGAGAUGGCAACGGGCACAGCACCAUAUCACAAAUAUCCACCCAUGAAGGUGCUCAUGUUGACCCUGCAGAAUGAGCCGCCCACCUUGGAUACGGGCGCCGAGGAUAAGGAUCAGUAUAAGGCCUAUGGCAAGACAUUCCGUAAAAUGAUCGUUGAGUGCCUGCAAAAGGAGCCAUCGAAACGUCCAACUGCCAGCGAGCUGCUCAAGCAUGCAUUCUUCAAAAAGGCCAAGGAUCGCAAAUAUUUAACCCAAACCCUGCUACAAUCCGGCCCCAGCAUGGAGACGCGCGUCCACAAGGCGGCCAAACGUCAGCCGGGCGCAUCGGGUCGUUUGCAUCGCACCGUCACCGGCGAAUGGGUAUGGUCCAGCGAGGAGGAGGACAAUGCCAGCGGCAGUGGUGGACGCAAGCAUCCCUCAUCCGAUUCCGAGUCCGAGGAUCGUCCCAUCAAUCGACUCGAACGUGCCGAUUCCUCGGACAGCGAUCGCGAUGAGACAACACCUGAAAUUACACGCAGCCUCUCCUCGGCAACGGUGACGCCAGGCGCCGGCACAGCUGGCGCUCCAGCAGCUGGUGCUCCGUCAGGCACGCAGGAGCUUGCAGCUGGACUGGCACAAAUGCCGCUGCCCAGUGAAUCAGCUGCUGGGGAUGCGCCACCCGUUAAUCUGGUGUUGCGCAUGCGCAAUUUGCGCCGCGAAUUGCACGACAUCCGAUUCGAGUUUGCCGUGGGCAAAGAUACCGCCGAGGGCAUUGCCACGGAGCUGGUGGAUGCGGGUCUAGUGGAUGCACUCGACACCCAACCGAUGGCCGUGCAUUUGGAUCAGCUGAUCGCCCAGUGCGACACCAUGAAGACAAUAACGUUCCAGCUUAGCUCCGGCGUACAGCCGGGCGAAACGCCCGAUGAGCGUUCACUUGUGGGCUAUGCACAGAUAUCCAUUACCGACUAGGACACGGAGUUGGCCUAGUGCCACAGUUCGUUGGGAACCCUACGGUCUACCGUUAUAUCGCCUGCGCCGCUUUUAGCUAUAGACUAGAACUAGUACUAUAACUGUAAAUGCUAAUGCUAGUUAUAGAUCUGAAGAAAGAAAGAAAAACGCAAGCCGUUCGUUUACUAUAGAAAUUAUAUACCUAAUACGAUAAUAGCUAUAUGUAACUAUCUCUAUCUCUAUCUAUCUAUCUAUCUAUCUAUCUAUCUUUCGUUCUGCGCAUUGUAAUUACAUCAUACCUCCUCCCCCCCGCGUUCCUACCUCCCGAAACCUGCCGUAGUUAGUCGCAGCACCCAC
Drosophila virilis is the source of this 2621-nucleotide messenger RNA. The record is from RefSeq and is a predicted model, not a curated record. NCBI's taxonomy places the organism in Eukaryota, Metazoa, Arthropoda, Insecta, Diptera, Drosophilidae.